This is a messenger RNA of Abrus precatorius (Indian licorice), 2806 nucleotides long. Its product is annotated as WD repeat-containing protein PCN-like. The transcript is spliced from 11 exons. The coding region runs from base 104 to 2491 and encodes 795 amino acids. Gene Ontology annotation, biological process: meristem maintenance; meristem growth. The record is from RefSeq and is a predicted model, not a curated record. Lineage: Eukaryota; Viridiplantae; Streptophyta; Magnoliopsida; Fabales; Fabaceae. Gene Ontology annotation, molecular function: protein binding.
AGAACAAACCUAACUAUGGCCGCUUUGUGUUCCUCUUCUACCCUAUUCUCUUUUUCCUAACACAAAUUCAAUUCACGCUUACCAUUUUCCUUUUGCACUCUCCAUGGGCGAACUUUACAAAAUCAGCUCCAUCGAUUGGCGACCAUCGCCGGUCGUAGCCUUAGCCACUAGCGUCGACGGCUUGCGAGUCGCCGCAGCUCGCCAAGACGGCUCGCUCGAAGUCUGGCUCGUAUCUCCCGGUUCCAUCGGCUGGCACUCUCAGCUGACUAUACACGGAGACCCUAACAGAAGAGUGUCAUCGCUUGUUUGGUGUUCCGGCGGUUCUGACGGAGGUCGAUUAUUUUCGUCUAACAUAGACGGUUCCGUUACUAAAUGGGAUCUUUUCCACUUGAAUCAAACGACAGUGCUAGAAUCGGAUGGAGUCUCGAUAUGGCAAAUGGCUGUUACACUGCCUAUGAAUGACAAAAUAAACGCUGAAACUAAGGGUGGUAUGGGGAAUGGACAUGUGAAUAAAUUCCAUGAUUUUGAUGAACGUGAGAGUAGUGAAAGUGAUGAAGAUUCUGAUUUGCCUGGCCCUCUUGAACAUUCCAUCAGUGAGCAUCCACGUGUAGCAAUUGGUUUUGACGAUGGGUGUGUGAGAAUUUAUUCCAUCUCUGACACGGAUGAAUUUAUCUACGUAAAAUCCUUGCCCCGAGUGAAAGGACGAGUUUUAAGUGUAACUUGGAGUACAGACGCUAACUUCAUAUAUUCAGGAAGUAGUGAUGGGUUGAUACGAUGCUGGGAUGUUACAUCAGGUAAUGAAAUCUAUAGGAUUACGGCUGGACUUGGAGGUUUGUGCAGUGGACAUGAACUUUGUAUAUGGUCAUUGAUGUCAUUAAGGUCUGGAACACUUGUUAGUGCAGACAGCAGUGGUAGUGUCCAGUUUUGGGACAGCCAACAUGGAACUCUCUUGCAAGCACAUUCUUUACACAAGGGAGACGUAAAUGCUCUUGCAGCAGCCCCUAGUCAUGAUAGGGUGUUCUCUGCUGGUUCUGAUGGUCAGGUUAUUCUUUACAAGCUGUCUAGUAGUCAGUCAGUGUCUUCUGAUGGUAUCCAUUAUCCAUCAAUGAUGAAGAGGUGGAUCUAUGUUCAUUAUGUAAGGGCUCAUACUCAUGAUGUCAGGGCCUUGACUGUUGCUCUACCAAUAAGUCAAGAAGAUAUUUUGCCAGAUGAGAGGAGUAAAAGAGCUCGAUGUGAAAAGAAGCCCAUUGAUUUUAGUUACCAUAAGUGGGCCCAUUUGGGGGUUCCCAUGCUUAUCUCGGCAGGAGAUGACACAAAACUCUUUGCAUACCCUGUGAAGGAAUUUACCAAAUUUUCUCCUCAUGAUAUCUGUCCUGCGCCUCAAAGAACACCCAUUCAACUAGUGCUUGAUACUGCCUUUAAUCAAUCUUCAAUACUUUUAGUUCAGUCUUUGCAUUGGAUAGAUGUUCAUUUGCUACAACUCAGAAAUGUUCGCACACCUGGUGGCUUUGCAAAGACUGAAAUACUUGCCCGAGUUAAGAGCAAGGCAUCUAGGAAGAUAAUUUGCAGCACCAUUGCUAAUUCAGGGGUGCUUUUUGCGUACUCUGAUCAUGUAAAGCCUAAUCUUUUUGAAUUGCAAAGGUGUGAAGUUGGAAAAAUGACAUGGAGUGUUAGUAGAAGGAAGCUUCCACAGAGAUUACCAUUUGCGCAUUCUAUGAUUUUUACCCAUGACUCCUCUUGGUUAAUAGUAGCUGGGCAUGAUAGAAGGAUAUAUGUUAUCGAUGUUGGUAGCUCAGAAUUAGUACAUACUUUUACACCUUGUCGGGAAUUGCAAGAUGAAGAAUUGCCUCCUACUGAGCCGCCCAUAACAAGAUUGUUUACUAGUUCUGAUCGGCAGUGGUUGGCAGCUGUGAACUGCUUUGGGGAUAUAUAUGUAUUUAACUUGGAGAUACUAAGGCAGCACUGGUUCAUUUCAAGAUUAGAUGGUGCCUCUGUUACAGCUGGUGGAUUUCCACCCCAGAACAACAAUGUACUGAUAGUUACAACUUCCUCAAAUCAAGUGUAUGCAUUUGAUGUAGAGGCCAAGCAAUUAGGAGAAUGGUCAAUGCGGCACACAUUUGUUCUUCCUAGAAGAUACCAGGAAUUUCCUGGUGAAGUUAUUGGGCUUUCCUUCCCUCCCUCGGCGACUUCGUCUUCUGUUGUUGUUUACAGCUCCAGGGCGAUGUGCUUGAUUGACUUUGGGUUGCCUGUGGAGCAAGAUGAUAGUGAUAUGUUAAAUACUCAGGAUUCAAUGGUCAGGAAUUUACAAAAUUUUAAUGUUAAGAAGAGGACUAAACAUAGGAAGAACUUUGAAGUUUUACCUUUAGAAAAUCCUGUUUUAUUUUUAGCCCAUAUUUCAAAAAAUUCCUUCUUUAUGAUAGACAAACCCUGGUUGCAAGUGGUCAAGAGUUUAGAAGCCGCACCAGUUCACAGACAUAUAUUUGGGACAUAAGCAUUAAGCAGCUUGAGAGAAUUGUUCUCAGCUCAAGGGGGAUGCAUGAUGGGGAUAAAUGUCCCUUCUUGUUUUUCAUUUUGUCUCUCCAUGGCUGAGAUCUAGAAUCUUGUAUUGUGUUAUCAUAAUCAAUUUUGUUCCAUUAGUAAUAGCUUUACUUCAUUUUUUAUUUUUUAUUUACACAAAAUCUGUACUUUUGUCCAGUCCAUCUCCAGUUUGUAUUUGUUGCUUGAUGUAGUAGAAUCUUGAUACUUUUAACAUAAGAUGAUUAAGAUAUAAUUAAAAUUUCAUCUAAUAGAAAUAUAAUUGUGUUGU